Molecule: messenger RNA, 1245 nt
Organism: Fusarium vanettenii 77-13-4
Lineage: Eukaryota; Fungi; Ascomycota; Sordariomycetes; Hypocreales; Nectriaceae
Exons: 2
Coding region: 1-1245 (414 amino acids)
Molecular function (GO): iron ion binding; 2 iron, 2 sulfur cluster binding
Source: RefSeq, a predicted model, not a curated record
AUGGCAUCUUCUUCCCUGCACUACUUCAACUUUGGCAACGGCGCCUCCAAGGACGCAACCCCCCAGGAAUCCGUGCGUGCCUUGCCCGCAUCAUGGUAUACCUCGCGGGAUAUGUACGAGUUGGAGCGCCGAGCCAUCUUUUCUAAGCGAUGGCUCUUCAUCACCCACAGCUCUCGGUUGAAGGAGCCCGGUGACUGGCUCCGUUACGAGCUGGCAGGAUUCGACUUUAUCAUCACUCGCGACCGGAAGAACAACAUCCACGCCUUCCAUAACGUGUGCAGACACCGCGCGUACCCUGUGAUCGAGAAGGAAGGCUCGGGAAACGCCAAAAUCCUGGCCUGUCGCUAUCACGGCUGGUCGUAUGGACUUAAUGGCAAGCUAGCCAAAGCUCCCGGAUAUCAAGGGAUGGCUGGGUUUGACAAGGAGCAGAACGGCCUUUUCCGUAUUCAUACCAAGGUCGACGUCAACGGCUUUAUCUGGGUGAAUAUGGAUGCAAGCGAAGUCCCAGAAGAGCCAUGGGAGGGGCAUUUUGCGGACGUCGACAAGCAAGAACGGUACAAAGCUUACAACUUUGAUGACUAUGACCUUGAUCAUACCUACGAGUUGGACGGCGAGUACAACUGGAAGAUUCUAGCCGACAACUUUAACGAAUGUUAUCACUGCCCUACGACACACGCGGAUAUCCCCGAAUUCCUCAACCUUGAGUCCUUCGACAGCGACACCAAAGACGGCCACAUCCAGCAUCACUGUGAGUCCACGCCAGAGCAGAUAGAAAAGGGACUCUAUACUGCCAGCACCUACUACUUUCCCAUGUCUGCCAUGGUUGUCUCCCCGCACUUCAUCAUGAUCCAAAAGUUCCUCCCUUCAGGGCCGAGAAGCUCCAAGAUGGCAUAUGAGGUCUACAAAAACAGAAACUCGUCCGACACGGAUUUCCAUCUCAUUAGUGACAUGUACGCACGCGUCAUGUCAGAGGAUAAAGUCCUUUGCAACAACGCGCAGAAGAACCUAGACCGCGGCGUCUUUGUCAAUGGCCAGCUGCAUCCCAAGUACGAAAAGGCGCCACUGUUUUUCCAAAGCACGGUUCGAAACGUCAUCACGGAGCAUUAUGAGCGGGAAAAGUCCGAGGGUAAGGAGAUCUGGCCGGCGAAGCAAAAGUUGCCUGGUGACGCGCAAGUGAGUGAGCAGGAUGAGAUGAUUUGUGCGGGUAUUAGUUGCGGGACGCAGAAGGAGGUUUUGACUUGGUAA